This is a messenger RNA of Acanthosepion pharaonis, 609 nucleotides long. Lineage: Eukaryota; Metazoa; Mollusca; Cephalopoda; Sepiida; Sepiidae. The record is from the annotation of a GenBank genome assembly.
AUGACCUCAAAUAGUAACAGAUCGGUGUUAAUUCGGUGUCAAAUUAGGGCAUCGCCAACUCGGGAUUCCUUGUGUAUAAAAGCUUCAUUUAUAAUAAACAUUAAUAAUUGCUUUCUUCUCCCCCCACCUCUUUCUCUCUCCUUCCCCUCUCUCUCCAUCCCUCUCUCUUUCCUUCCCCUCUCUCUCCCUCUCUCCAUCUCUCUAUCCUUCCACUCUCUCUCCAUCUCUCUCUCCAUCUCUCUCUCCUCUCUCUCUCUAAGUUUUCUCUUUUCCCUCCCUUUCCUCCCCCUUUCUCUUUCCUUCCCCUCUGAAUCUCUCCCCCCUCUCUCUUCUUCCCUCUCUCAACCCCUCUAUCUCCUUCCCCCUCUCUCUAUCUCCCUUCCCCCUAUCUCUCCCUCUCUCUCUCCCCUCUCUUUAAAAAUUUUGCUUCCAUCCCUCUCUCUCCUUUCCAAUCUCUCUUCCCCCCCCUCUCUCUCUCUCUCUCUCUCUCUCUCUCUCUCUCUCCUCUCGCUCUUUCCCCUCUCUUCCCUUCUCCUUCUCUCUCUCCUAAAUUUCUUCCCGUCUCCCCCUCUCUCCCCUCCCUCUCUCUCUCUAUAUAUAUAUAUAUGA